Molecule: messenger RNA, 3789 nt
Organism: Carica papaya (papaya)
Lineage: Eukaryota; Viridiplantae; Streptophyta; Magnoliopsida; Brassicales; Caricaceae
Source: RefSeq, a predicted model, not a curated record
AAAGAUUCUUGGUCAGAAGCUAGGGAAUCUAAUGCUCCUGAAGUAUUAUAUGUGCGUGCCUAUGGCUCAUCUUUUUUUGCCCUUGGAAUAAAUAUAAGGAAUGGCCGCUUCCUUCUUCAGUCCUCCCAGAACAUUCUCCCACCAUCAGCUUUGCUAGAUUGUGAAGAAGCUUUAAAUCUGGGCAGUAUUACUGCAGUUGAAGUUUUCAUAAAUUUGAGAAGCAAAAGUAUUUUGCACUUGUUUGCUGCUAUUGGAAGGUUCUUAGGGCUAGAGGUUUAUGAACAUGGUUUUACCACAGUGAAGUUACCCAAGAACAUUUCAAAUAGUUCAACUAUGAUGUUAAUGGGAUUUCCAGAUUGUGGGAGUUCUUAUUUUUUGCUAAUGGAACUUGAUAAGGAUUUUAAACCAAUGUUUAAAUUGCUAGAGACUCAGCCAGAUCCAUCUAGAGGGGCUCAUUCUUUGAAUGACCUAAAGAAUGUGAUCCGUACAAAGAAAAUUGAUAUUGGCCAGAUGCAGAUGCUUGAAGAUGAACUGAAUUUAAGUAUAGUUGACAGGGGGAAGUUACUGUCCUUUUUACCAAAUGCUGGUGGUUCAAGCCAAACUGGGGGUAAUAGCCUUAUAUCUGAGUUCAACAAUGAUGGUUCGACUCAGAUUGCUGGAUGUCCUUCAAGUUUCUCAUCUGUUGUUGAUGAAGUUUUUGAAAUUGAGAAAGGGACAUCUGCAGCACCAUUACCUGUACAGAAUCUAGCAUCGUUUACUACAUCGCCUGCUUCUCAGUUUGCCUCUGUUCCAGGGAAUCUUCGGGCCGUAAAACCUGGAUCACCCCCUCCUAAGUGGGAAGGCAGUAUGCAGAUGCCAAAGGUUUCAGGUAUGACCAAUCACUAUAAUGGUCCCUUAUGUUCACCGAGCAAUGUGAAGGGCCCAGCACACUCUAGCUCUUUGAAUUCUCUAUCAUCUGUCCCAGGCAGGAAUGCAGCUGCGAAGAAACUGUCAGCUUCGAAAUCAGAUCAGGAUUUGGCUUCUCUCAGAUCUCCACAUUCAGUUGAUGGAAGUGCAAUGGACGAAGAUAAUCUGAGAUUGCUAAAUGAUGCUUCAAAAGAUGCAUUAUCAGGGAGUAGAUCAUCUCGGCUACUAUCUCCGCCUAGGUCAACUGGUCCCCGGGUCUCUGCAUCAAGUACAAAAUCCCUUCCUGGAUCUUUCAAUGCUGCCGGAUCUAGCCCAUUACCUUCACCUCCCGUAUCCCAGACAGGCGACGUGACAAGUUUUCAUAAUAGCCCUUCUAGUUAUAUUUUUUCCAAACAUGAUAGAAAUUCUCGAAAACGUACAGUUUCAGAUAUGUUGGGUUUGAUUCCACCACUUCAAGCUCUAGAAGCCAAUGUUGGGUUUAGCAAGAGAAGAAGAACCUCUGAAUCUGCUAAGAAUCAGAACCCUUCACCAGUAACACAUGUGUCAAGUGCAGUCAUCUCUAAAAUUGAUGGAUACAGUUGUGGGAGUCUCAUAGCUGAAGCAAAUAAGGGGAAAGCACCUUCUAGCAUUUAUGUCUCUGCUCUUCUUCAUGUGGUCAGACAUUGUUCAUUAUGUAUUAAGCAUGCCAGACUGACUAGCCAGAUGGAGGCACUGGACAUCUCAUAUGUUGAGGAAGUUGGUGUAAGAAGUGCUUCCUCAAAUAUAUGGUUCCGACUUCCAUUUGCUCGGGGUGAUUCAUGGCAACAUAUAUGCUUACGGCUUGGCAGACCUGGAAGUAUGUAUUGGGAUGUCAAAAUAAAUGCACACUUCAGGGAUUUGUGGGAACUUCAGAAGGGAAGCAAGAGCACUCCGUGGGGCUCUGGUGUUCGCAUUGCUAAUACUUCUGAUGUGGAUUCUCAUAUCCGUUAUGAUUCAGAAGGUGUUGUUCUAAGUUAUCAAUCUGUUGAAGCUGAUAGUAUAAAGAAGUUGGUGGCAGAUAUUAGAAGGCUGUCCAAUGCAAGAAUGUUUGCUCUUGGAAUGCGAAAAUUGCUUGGAGUAAGAGCAGAUGAGAAACUGGAAGAAAGCUGUGUGAAUCCUGAUGUUAAAGCACCAGUUGGAGGAAAAGGUAAUGGGGAGGCUGCUGAUAGGUUAUCUGAACAAAUGAGGAGAGCAUUUAGAAUUGAAGCAGUUGGACUAAUGAGUUUCUGGUUUAGUUUCGGUUCGGGUGUACUUGCGCGCUUUGUUGUGGAAUGGGAAUCUGGUAAAGACGGUUGCACAAUGCAUGUUUCUCCUGAUCAACUUUGGCCCCAUACAAAGUUCUUGGAAGAUUUCAUAAAUGGAGCAGAAGUUGCGUCCCUUUUGGACUGUAUUCGCCUCACUGCAGGACCUUUGCAUGCUCUUGCUGCUGCUACACGGCCUGCUCGAGCUGGUCCUGCCCCAGGAGCUCCUGGUGUAGCUAUUACUGCUAUCCCAAAACAGUCUGGGUACAUGCAAGCCCAGGGACUUCUACCUAGCAGUUCUUCAACCAGUAAUGUUAAUCAGGCCACUUCUGGAUCUAUGGGGAAUCCUGUUGCAUCUACUUCUACAGCCUCUCUUGGGAACCACAGUCUUCAUGGGGCUGCAAUGUUAGCUGCUGCAGGACGCGUUGGCCCUGGCAUUGUUCCUAGUUCACUGUUACCAAUUGAUGUUUCUGUUGUACUUCGUGGACCCUACUGGAUACGGAUCAUAUAUCGCAAGCGUUUUGCAGUAGACAUGCGAUGCUUUGCUGGUGACCAGGUUUGGUUGCAACCAGCAACACCACCCAAGGGGGGCUCUUCAGUUGGAGGGUCAUUGCCGUGUCCACAGUUUAGGCCUUUCAUUAUGGAGCAUGUUGCUCAAGAAUUAAAUGGAUUAGAGCCAAAUUUCACUAGUGGUCAACAGACAGGUGGACUGGCAACCUCGAACCAUGCAAAUCCAAGUUUGAGCUCACAACUAUCAAGUGCCAAUGGAAAUAGAGUUAACCUUCCUACCUCUGCUGUGAUGGCAAGGGCAGCAAACCAGGUGGCUGGUUUGAACCGUGUUGGGAGUGCAAUUUCAUCAUUGCCUGUUGUUAGUUCAGGAUUGCCUAUACGUAGAACCCCAGGUACUGGUGUUCCCGCCCAUGUGAGAGGGGAGCUAAAUACAGCCAUUAUUGGUCUUGGUGAUGAUGGGGGAUAUGGAGGCGGGUGGGUUCCACUUGUUGCUCUUAAGAAGGUUCUAAGAGGUAUUCUCAAGUACCUUGGAGUGCUGUGGCUAUUUGCUCAGUUGCCUGAUCUUCUGAAAGAGAUAUUGGGCUCAAUUUUGAAAGACAAUGAAGGUGCUUUACUAAAUUUGGACCAGGAACAGCCUGCCUUACGCUUCUUUGUGGGGGGCUAUGUGUUUGCUGUGAGUGUUCACAGAGUUCAACUUCUUCUUCAAGUCCUUAGUGUGAAGCGCUUCCAUCACCAGCAGCAGCAACAGCAGCAGCAAAACUCCUCGGCUGCUCAAGAGGAACUAACUCAGUCUGAAAUUGGAGAGAUAUGUGACUAUUUCAGUCGCCGAGUUGCUUCAGAGCCCUAUGAUGCUUCUCGCGUCGCGUCAUUCAUUACCCUUCUUACUUUACCUAUAUCUGUCUUAAGAGAAUUUCUCAAACUAAUAGCAUGGAAAAAGGGGUUAGCCCAGACACAAGGUGGAGAUAUAGCUCCUGCACAGAAACCUCGCAUCGAACUGUGUCUUGAAAAUCAUUCUGGACCAAGUGUGGAUGAUAAACCUGAAAGUUCAUCAACAGCUAAAAGUAACAUCCAUUAUAACAGAGCACAUAACUCUGUUGAUUUUGCACUUACUGUU